AUGGUGAAGAAGGGACAAGUGUAUGAAGCCAUUCUCGAUUACAAGCCACCUCGUUCUGCUACAGAUGAGAUCUGUCUUAAAGAAGGUCAAGAGGUGGUGGUUCUCAGCAAAGACAAACCUCACAAAUGGAGAGUACGAACAAGGAGAAGCAAAAACUUCAUCAAAGUGGAAGAAGGCUUUGCUCCAUCUGCCUACCUAAAGGCAACCAACGAAACGGUAGACGUUGAUGCUCCAGACGUCACACAGGAGACUCCCAAAGAUGAACAGGCUAUUGCCAAGGACAAUAAGAAAAAGAAAGACAUGAUAGUGCGUGAGCUAAUUGAAACCGAAGAAGAUCUCAUUCGAGACAUGCAGUUUGUACAGCGUACCUACAUUCGCCAGUCAGAGAGCUCAAUUACGCCAAAGGAAAUUAAAGCAGUGAAAGAUGAUAUCUUUGGCUGCUUCAAAGAGCUUCUAUCCUUUCACAAUGAUGUACUGCUGAAGAACUUUCAGAAGCUCUCCAAAGAGCCAGCCACCAUCGGGACGAUGUUCCUCAAGCUGGAAGACGACUUUGAUAAGCACACUACAUACUGUAAAAAUCUCCCCAAAGCGUUGGCCAUUCUGGAUGAAAAUUCUGAUGUCAGCGAGUUUUUCAAUAACUACGCAUCAAAAGUGCGCGAUGAGAAAACUCUAGCUGAUCACUUAAAGUUGCCGUUCCAAAGAAUUAGUGAUUACCAGUUGCUGCUAAAGGAACUGUCAAAACACUUGUCGCGAAUGCAGGAAAAUGUGGACGACCUCGAGAAGGCGGUGAAAGUGAUUGCCGCAAUACCGGAGAAGACUGCCCGAAGUGACGUGGACGACGAGGAGGAGAAGGGAGGCGAUGGCGGAGCUGGGGAAGCCAGCAGCAGUGGCACUGGCGCUCGUCCGGCUGCCUCCCCACUGCCGACAGUGCUCGGCGAGUCUUCCGACAAGCUGAGCAAGAUGCUGAAGAAUGUACUGCAGGCGAAGCUGCCCGACGUGGAAGUUGCUCCUGACGAGAGCAACCCCACGGUGCUCAUCAUCAAAUCGAAGGACCUCUCCGACCGAAGCUUUCCCAUUGGACUGAAGUGCAAGUCAGUGGAGCAGGCGAAAACCUGGCUCGACAAUCUCACUCGUAUACCUGCAGCUGAGGACGACGAACAGGAGAAGGCCGAGGAGCAGAGUUUCAUCGAACAGGACGACCUCUUCAUGAACGUCAAUGCCAGUGAGGAGGUGAAGCCACCAGUGAAGGUUGACGAGAACAACAAUCUCGCAAAGGCGAAGAAGGCGGCCACCGAGCUUGCAGAGGCCACAGCAGCAGCAGCAGCAUCAGCAGCGACCAGUGAACCAGUCAGCACACUGGACAGCAGUAUUGCCAGUCUGGAGAGCUCCUCAAAGAGCAGUGCCGGCAAUGCCAAUGCCGAGGCACUGGAGGACAGCACCGAGGCGACCACCGCCGCCACUGACAAUCUGCGCAGCGAAUCAUUGUCCUCCGUUGACGUUGGCGAAAACGCCAAGUUUGAAUGCAAAGUGGAUGCGGCCAACUUGCAUGUACAGUGGCUCAAGGACAAUAAGAUUCUAUCUGGCAAGAACUACCGCACCAGUAAAAGCAACGACACAUACUACUUGGAGUUGAUCAACUUGGCACCCGAAGACGCAGGUCUCUACACUAUCAUUGCAUCAAACGGAAAGGAAUCCGCCUCCUCCAGUUCAACGCUCAACGUUCUCUCUGGUGACUCUCGUCCGACCAGUCCUGGUGGCUCCUUCCUUCCACACGCGCCUCGCUUUAAAGUAAAGCUAAAAGACACUGAACUGCUUGAAGGGGCUACAGUACGCUUUGAGAUCAUCGUUCGAGGAUUGCCCAUUCCAAGUAUUAACAUCUAUAAGGACAAUAAGCCGCUGAAAGAAGAUGACCAUCUAAAGGUGAUUUGGCAGUCAAAGGAAGUCUUUGAAAUUGUCAUCGAGCACGUGAAGCCAGAAGACGCAGGCGUCUACCGGUGCACUGCUAUAAACACCGAAGGCGAAGAUGAGACAUCGGGCAAAAUUUCCGUUUCAAGCGACAAGAAUGUCUUCUGGGGACUGGAUGCAAAUGGCGAAAACGGCUCGAUGACGGAGGAGAACAGCAUUUCCAGCCCUCGGGCUGGUUCGCCGGCAUUUAAAUGGUUCAAAGAUGGCAAAGAGUUUGAAGCGAGCGAACGCUUUCAGGUGCAGUUCGAUGACCAGGAGGACAACAUUGUGCUCAUCUUUCAGCACGUCAAGCCAGACGAUGCGGGCAUCUACACCUGUGUUGCCUCUACGGCGAAUCAGAAAAUUUCGUGCAGUGCUGAACUGAACGUACAGGGAGUGAUCAAAGAGCUGGCUCGGCCUCCAGUGGCUCCGGUGAUAAAGAAGGAGCUGGCCAACAUUAGCAUCAGCGAAGGCGAGUCAGUGGCCAUUCUCGAGGCACAGGUCACCGGCUAUCCCAAGCCAAAGAUCAACUGGUACAAGGGUGGCGAGAUCCUUCAGGCCAGUGAACACUACAAGAUGCUCUACGAGGAUGAGGAGAACUACGCACUGAUCAUUAAGAACGUCAAAGCGGAAGACGCCGGCUCGUAUCGCCUGCAGGCAAGCAAUGAGCUGGGCACUGCUGACACCUCCGCUGAGUUGACUGUGCUCAAGAAGCCUAAGAUCAUCCAGAUCACCGACAAAAUUGAGGUGAUGAGCAAUGAGAAGCUGGUGCUGGAGGCCAAGUACGAAUCAGUGCCUCCGCCAAAGGUGGUUUGGUACAAAGAAGGUGCUGAAAUUAAGGAAUCAAAACGAGUGAAGGCAGUCAUUGAGAAUGACAAGUGUCAGCUGGUCAUCAACAAGGCCACUUCAGAGGAUGCAGGCAUCUACAAGGUGAUGAUUUGCAAUGACCUCGGCAAAGAGGAGCGCAAUGUUCAGGUCACUGUCAACUCUGCUCCCAAAUUUAUGAAAAAGUUUGAAGCUGUUGAAGUAUGGGAAGGCGAGGUGGCCAUUUUCACCGCCCAGUGCUCGGCCGUACCAAAGGCAACUCUGGAGUUCUACAAAGACGCCAAACGAGUAGAGGCAGGAGAGCGUAUCAAAAUAGUGGAACAAGACAAGGAUGGCAACUUUGCACUGAAUGUAGAGAAGGCAACUGCCAAUGAUGAGGGCAAGUACAAGUGUGUUGCCAAGAACAAGUACGGCGAAGAAGAGGCCAGUGCCGAGCUGACCAUUAAGCGAAAGCAAGCCGUCCCUGAGUUCAAAGAAAAGUUGCAGGACCUUGAAGUGAAGGUGGGCGAUGAGAACGUCAAGCUGGAAGUGAAGGUGGAUGGUGAGCCCAAGCCCGCUUUCAAGUGGUUCCACAAUGGCGAGGAAAUCAAAGAGGCCCAGAAAGGCGUUGCAGUGGUCAAUGACGACAAGGGCUCAGCGCUGGUCAUCUCAAAGGUGGCCCCUGAGGACCAUGGCGUGUACACGUGCAAGGCCGUCAACAGCGAGGGCGAGGUACAGAGUACCGGAAACCUGAUUGUCCAGGGCCCGCCGUACGUGGUGAAGCCGCUGGAGAACGCCGAGACAGCCCCUGACGCCGAAGUGACGCUGACCGCCGUCAUAAAGGGUAAUCCAACGCCACAAGUGAAGUGGUUUCAGGACGAGAAGGAGAUCAAGCUGGACAGCCGUCGUACGUACAAGUACGACGAGGCCAGUGCCCAGUACACACUGACUAUCAAAAAGCUACUGACUGAGGAUGUGGGCGAGUACUGUCUGGAGGCGAGCAACGCCUACGGAAAGUGUCAAACGACCGCCAAGGUGGCCAUUGUCUCCAAGCCCGUCUUCACUAAGGUGCUCAAGAACAUCGUCUGCAAGGAGAUGGAAAGCAACGUGGAGAUGGUCGUCCAGCUGGACAAGAUGAGCCCACAACCACUGGUGAAGUGGUUCAAGGACGACAAGGAAAUCUUGGACAGUAAUAAGAACGUCAAGAAAGUCCACGACAAGCUGGACAACUCCUACAAGGUGGUCAUCCUCAAGGCAACCGAAGAGAUGGUCGGAAAGUGGAAGUGCGUCGCCUCGAAUGACUAUGGCAGCACGGAGACUGCCGCCCGCUUUGACAUAAUCACCAAGCCUCGCUUCCUCAAGGGCCUCGAAGACUUGCAAGUGCUGGAGGGCGAGACUGUCUCAAUGACGGUGCAGAUUGCCGGUUUUCCCAAGCCUGAGGUGGCUUUCUACAAGGACGGCAAGGAUGUGAGCGCCGAGGCGACGAUUAGAGUGAAGAAAGAGAUGGACGACAUCUACGUGCUGGAGAUUGAGAACAUUCGCAUCAUCAUGAGCGGCGACUUUGAGUGUCGCAUUCACAAUGAAGCGGGCGAAGCGUCCAGCCACGGCAUCAUCACCGUCCACGGCAAGCCCAAGUUUGAGAAGGACCUCGCAGGCGAGGUGAGCGUGAACGCUGGCGAUGAGAUCGCCCUGGAGGUGUUCCUCACCGGAAAGCCGACGCCCGACGUGCAGUGGUUCGUCAACGGCAAGCCUACCGCCGGCACUGAGCGCCUCCUCCUCGACAGCAAGGAGAGCCUCUACGCCCUCAAAAUACCAUCUGCUGAGGUGGCGGAUUCUGCCGUCUAUCACGUGGUUGCUAAAAAUGAGUUCGCCACAGUGUGCUCGCAGCAGUGCAACGUGAAGGUGACCAAGCACGAGUGUGCGCCCACAUUCAGCAAGCACAUCGAGGACGCCAUUGUCGUCGUCGAUGAUAAUGUUCGCUUCGAGGCAGUGGUGUCCGCACUGCCGCCAGCGCAAGUCAGCUGGUGCAGAGACGGCGUCCCGCUGGCGGCCGCUCCCGGCAAGGUGCUCAUCUCCGCCGACGGCAACAAGCAUGUGCUCAUUCUGAAGGACCUCAAGCAGGAGGACGCUGGCGUGAUCAGCUGCAAGGCGCAGAACGCCAAGGGAGUAGUCACCGACACUGCCAACUUGGAAGUGCACGAACCGACGUUGCCCUCCAUUUCGGGGCUCAGUGAUGUGUCGGCUAUUGAUGGGGAGCCCCUCCGAGUGGAGGCCAUUGUGACGGGCUUCCCCAAGCCGAUCAUCAGCUGGUACAAGGAAGACAACUUUGUGGACGAACAACUGAUCAGCAGUGAGCCGAAAGCCAAUCGCUACACAUUGCAUUCUCCCGCCUUCACCGCCGACAUGGCGGGCAAGUACACCCUUACGGCGGUCAACUCGGCCGGCGAGGCGACGGAGAGCUUCGGCGUCUUCAUCGGCGGCAAGAAGCCCGUCUUCCUCAAAGAGCUCGAGGAGAGCAUCGUCAUGUCGCUGAACAAGGCCAACUACAAGCUGAAAAUCGGCCAGAGUGCCAUCUUUGAGACGGUCGUCUUUGGCGUGCCCACGCCCACUGUCACCUGGCACAAGAAUGACCAGCUACUGCAGCCGAACCAUCGCGUCACCAUUACCACGGUGGACGAUGAACACCGCCUGGAGAUUAAGGAGAUUACCAAAGAUGACGUCGCCAAGAUCAGCUGUAAGGCGAUCAAUGACUUCGGAGAGGCGGUGUCGGUGUGCUUACUCAAGUUCCUCAAUGAGCCACAUCCGCCCAUCAUUAAGAAGCCACUAGAAGAUGUAAAGGUGGAAGAGGGUGAGCCGCUGACACUGCUCUGCUCAGUUGACGGUGAACCGAUGCCUGCUGUACAGUGGUACAAGGACGAUGCUCUAGUGGAUCACGGUGACCGGCUGAAGAUUGCCUCAAAGUCAGAUGGCAGCGCGUCACUGUCCAUUGACAGUGCCAAACUCGAUGACUCGGGUCGCUAUGAAGUGCGCGCAGAGAAUGCCAAGGGUGACGCCUCUACAGCGGCCAAUCUUCUCGUCGUCAAACCACAGCGGCCGCCCUCAUUCACAAAGCCGCUCAAUGAAAAACUGAAAGUCGAGUUCAAUUGCCCGCUGAUUUUAGAAGCGACAGUCUUCGGAUUGCCACCGCCAAAAAUUGAAUGGGCGAAAGACGGCAAACCGAUCAACAAGGCCUGCCCCAAAGCAAAGACUACCACCGAUGAUAAGGGCGACUGCAAGCUGGUCAUUGAACAGGCAAAGAGCGGGGACGCCGGCAGCUACUCGAUUAAAGCGACCAAUCCCAAUGGCGAGGCCAUCAGCUCAACAGUGGUCCAAGUGAUGCCUGAGCCAUUUGCGCCACAGGUGCUGGAGAACUUGCCCGUCAAAGUGCAGGUGGUCAGCGGAGAGCCACUGCAGCUGCAUGCUAAAAUCAGCGCCUACCCACUGCCAACGGUGACGUGGGCAAAGGACAAGGUUCCCCUGGAGGAGAGCAGCAGCAGCAGUGCCGAGGGCAGCAAACCUCACAUUACCAGCACUCCUGAGGGUGACCUGCAGCUGGCAGUGGACGCCGCUAAGGCCACUGACGCAGGCGUCUACGCAGUGACCGUGGAGAACUCCGUCGGCUCGCUGACCAUUUCCACGCAGGUUGACGUGCUGGUGCCCUCUGAAGCGGCCCAAGUCCUCUUCAGUAAGCAGUUGCCUAAGAAGGUCGAGCUUCUCGAGCAGAAGCCGCUGCUGCUGACGGCCAAGGUGGAGGGAGACACUGCCGGGAAGGAGGCCACCUGGCUGAAGGACGGCAAGCCAAUCAAGGCCGAUGAGGGGGGCGCAAUGGCCCUCAAGGAGAAGGACGGCGAGUACUCGCUGAAGAUCGACAAGGCCACCACGGGCGACUCGGGCGUCUACGCUCUGGUGGUGCGCACACCGAGCACCGGUGAGCUGCUGCAGACGCAGAGUGAGGUGGCGGUCGGGAAGACAGCACGGGGACCAUUCCAGGUGACCGAAGCCCUGCCAAAGGCGGUCACACUACAGCCCGGCGAAGAUUUGCAGCUGUCUAUGAAGCUGGACACCGCCAGCUCUGCGCCAGCUCUGUCGCCCAGCGAUGUGACGGUGUACAAGGAUGACCGACCACUGUCAGCGGAGGACAAGGACGGACCGAAGGUGGCCACCACUGAGUCGGGUGCCGUACAGUUGCGCCAGGAGAAGUGCACCCCACUGGACAGCGGUGUGUACCGCAUUGAAGUGAGGACGCCCGACGGCGGCAGUCUCAGUAGUGUCUGCCAUGUGCAAGUCAAAGACGACAAAGCUGAUGGAGAUGGCGAUGGUAAGAAGCCUAAGUUCACCAAGCAGCUGUCAGCCGUCCAAGUGGAAAGUGGACAGCCCUGUCGACUGGAGUGUGCCAUCGAAGGCAAUCCCAGCGACUUUACCAUUUCCUGGUUCCGGGACGGUGAAAAAAUUGUGCCCAAUGAAAACUAUGGCAUUGUCAAGGAGCCUAAUGGAACGCUGGCACUGCUCAUUGACUCAUUCGCCAGCAAGGACGCUGGUCAGUACAGUGUUCAGGUGAAAAACAACGCAGGCGAGGCGACCAGUGCUGCCAAGGCAUCCUCCAAGGGCGCAGGCGUCAACAAGGACAAGCCUGCAUUUGCUGAAGGACUGACAGCUACGACAGUCAGCGAGUCGAGUCCGCUCAUUUUGAAGGCCAAAGUCAUCUCUGGCCUGCCAUUUGAAGCGAAAUGGAGCAUGAACAACCAACCGCUGGUCGCCUCAGAUCGAGUGCACUUUGUCAAUCUGCCAGAUGGCACUGUCAUGCUGCAAAUUGAUGGUGCCACAAUGGCCGACGCCGGCGCCUACAAACUGGAGGUGACGAACGACACUGGCAAAUCGGAGAGUCAGGCCAAGGUGGUUGUGGAGAAGAAGGGCGAUGACAAACCAAUGACCGUGCUGAAGGGCCUGACGCCGGUCACUCUGAUUGCCGGUGAGCCAGGCUUUAUUGAGCUGAAGGUAGACUCAGAGAAGGAAGGCGACAUUAAGUUCCUUCAAGAUGGCAAACACCUGCUGCCGACUGACCGAGUGCACGUACAGCAGCUGCCAGGUGGUGUCAUCCGACUGACCUUUGACAAGGUGAACCUCGAAGACCAGGGUGAUUACACUGCUCUCUUUAAGAACGGCGAUGGACAGGUGCAGUCCAGCUGUCCGGUGACGGUUAAAUCCAAACCAAUGAUCACAAAGCAACUGACCAGUUUGACGGUCAAGGAGGGCUGCUCGGCCAAGUUUGAAGUUCAGGUCAAGGGCAACCCAACGCCCACAGUGACUUGGAUGAAGAAUGGCGUUGAUACCGGUGUGGAAAAACGGCAGAUGACUCGACUGGAUGGCAAAGAUGGCACCUACUGUUUAGUCAUUGACAAAUGCAGCCUGCGAGAUGAUGCUGAGUACUCGGUUCAUUGUUCAAAUGAUCUUGGUGAAGUCUCUUCAACUGCCAAAUUGAACGUGAUUGCCACUGAAAAGUUUGAAGAAUGUCCACCGACGUUUUUGCAGCCAUUGCAAGACUUGACAGUGAAGAAGGGUGAACCAUUCACACUGGUCGCCAAGAUCAGAGCACACCCUGCGCCGGAGAUUGUCUGGCGCAAGGAUGGCAAAGAGAUUAAGCGGUCAGACAAUAUCCUCACUAGUUUCGAUGGAACAACUGCUCAGCUGACAGUUUCACAUGCCGACAUUGCUGACUUUGGCAGCUACGAGCUGUCUGUUGGCAACAGCCUCGGCAAAACCUCGUCCAGUGCUAAUGUUACCACCUUUAAAGAGUCGGCACCAAAGUUUACUCAAAAGCUCACUGACACUGAAGCUCAGGUGAAGAUGGAGACUAAGCUGACCUGCAGAGUUGAGGGAUACCCAGAGCCGGAGAUUUUCUGGCUUUUCAAUGGAAAGGCCAUUGAAUCGGGCGUCAAGUAUAGCAUUUUCAAAGAGAUGGAUCAGCAAAUUUUAGUCAUCUUCAAUCCAACUGAAAUUGACUCUGGCAACUACGAAUGCCGUGCCAUGAAUCACCUUGGUUCUGACCGCACUGACGCUACGGUGCACUUUAUUGAAAAGGACAAAAAGGGCGAAGCAGCUGCUUUCUUGACAAAGCUCACCGAUUACGAUGUCCUGCUGGGCGGCACAGCUCGAUUCACCGCCUGUGUCAUCGGAACGCCUAAGCCUGAUCUCACCUGGUUCAAAAAUGGUCAAGAGAUAAAGAUCGACGGGGACAAGUACAUGAUGGAGUUUAAGGACAACGGCAUGAUUCACUUUGAAGUGCGCAAUGUCACCAAUGCUGAUCUCGGCAAAUAUCGCUGUCACUGCUCGAAUGCACUCGGCUAUGACAACUCGAUAGCGCAACUAAAUCUUGAGACUGUUGACGGUUUAGACCGAGCGGACAAGACGCACAAGAGCAAGAAGAGUCAGAAUCGGGCGCACUUUGCUGACGAUGACCUCGACUACAAGGGCUCCGGACUGCCGGUGCCACUGCCUGACCAGCCACGAAUCACCAAAAUGACAGAUAAUAGUCUUACGCUCAUCUGGCUCCCGUCUGUGCCUGAGCAGCCUCGUUUCCCCGUUUCGUAUGUGGUGGAGUUUGGUAAGACCGAUGACGGCACUUGGGUUGCCUACCAGUCAGGCAUCAAAGACACCAAAUGCGAGGUUUCAAAUCUGGAGCCAUUCCAGGACUACAACUUCCGUAUUCGUGUGGAGAACAAGUUUGGAAUCAGCGAUCCAUCGCCGUCAGUGACUGCACAUCGGUCAAAGCUCAAGGUGGAACAUGAGCCAAAAGAGUUUAAGCCAACUGACUUUGAAGUGCCCCACAAAGAUAUGGAAAAGAUUGCGGCUGCUCCCAAGUUUUUGAGAGAAGAAAGCAGUUUCAUGUACGGUGUUUGUGGCCAGCCGGUGACGCUUGAAUUUUGGGUCUACGGAUAUCCUGAGCCGAACAUUACCUGGUUCUGUGGUGAUGUUAAGAUUGAGCAGAGCACCAAGUUCAGCUUUCUGCAAGACCGCAAUGGCAAGGUGUGUCUCUUCAUCAAUAAGAUGGACAUCUCCGACGUGGGCACGUACACCUGUGUGGCGAAGAAUGAACAUGGCGAGGAGCGACGGACCAUCAAACUGCUGAACGCCGAGCCGCCGGUGUUCACCCGCCGACUGGAGGAGAGCACUGUCCCGGCGCGCAAUCACAUUCGCAUGGAGUGCGCCUUCAAGGGAGUGCCCGAGCCGACGGUGAAGUGGUUCAAGGACUACCAGCCACUGCAUGACACCAGUCGAAUCAGCAUUGCCAGCAGUGGCGAGCUGAGCACACUGGUCAUCAGCGACUGCAUCACCCGCGACAUGGGCCUCUACUCGUGCACGGUGAGCAAUGCCGCCGGCUCCAGCACCACUGCCGCCUACGUUCACGUCACCGGUAAGUUCUGUAAACUCUGCUUUGGAAACUAUGCUUGCUUUCACACUGGUAUUGCUUCUACAACAGAAACCGAGGUGACCUAUGACAAGUACCCCUUCAGCUACAACAAGACGGUGAAGCCACAGAGCAAGACCAUUGAGCAGUUCUACGAUCUAGGCGAUGAGAUGGGCAGAGGAACGCAGGGCAUCACCUACCACGCGGUGGAGCGCUCCAGUGGCAAGAGCUUUGCCGCGAAGAUGAUGCACGGAAUGGGCGAGAUGAAGCAGUUCAUGAUGGCCGAACUGGACGUCAUGAACCAGCUGGGCUCGCAUGAGAAGCUGGUGCAGCUGCGGGACGCAUUCGCCAGCACGCCGCACUCACUCUCACUCAUCACGGACCUCUGCGGCGGCGGACCGCUGCUGGACUUUAUUCUGAAGAAGGGACAGCUGACGGAGAACGAGGUGGCCCACUACAUCAGACAGCUACUCGAGGGACUGCAGUACAUGCACUACAAAAACAUUGGCCACUUUGGACUUACGAUUGGCGAUCUCCUGCUGGAUCGAAUGAACGGACCUGACAUUCAGAUUUGCGAUUUCGGACUGGCAUGUCGAGUGGUGCCUGGUAUGAAGCACUACGUUGAGUACGGCCACCCUGAGUUUGUUGCGCCAGAGAUUGUCAGCAAAAACUCGGUCACCUACACAUCGGACGUUUGGUCUGCUGGCAUUGUCACCUACAUCCUUCUCACCGGUAUUUCGCCCUUUUUGGCUGAAAAUGACCGUGCCACUUUGCACAACAUUCAAAAUAAGAAACUGGACCUGUCACAUGACACGCUCAAGCACGUGUCAGAUCAAGGGCAAGACUUUUUGCGGAAAGUCCUUGACUUUGAUCCAAUCAAUCGGCUCGAUGUGAAAAGUGCCCUGAACCACCCGUGGCUAAAGUUGGGCACUCAGCCUGAAGGGGGCAACCAACUGGUCAUCAUGGACAGACUAGCUGAAUAUCAAAAUCGAUAUAAAAAAUGGUACGACAAUGCCUCAUGUCGUCGUUACUACCGCCGUCGUCCCCUACACUCCUGCUACACCCAUCCGAGCCGAAUGAUCUACCCUCCUGACGAGCAGUACAGUCCACUGGUGUCACCUGAUCGAGAGAUUAAAAAGUACAGCAAAACUAUAUCACCUUUCGAGAACAUCUAUCCGCCCAAUGCCACCGAGUCUGGCAAUUUCACCUCUGAGAUUAUCAAAGCGGCCCUGACACGUACCUCCUCCAGCUGCGUGACACUGAAUUUCCGUCCCGAAUUCGGCGUUACCUGCGAAUAG
This is a messenger RNA of Rhagoletis zephyria (snowberry fruit fly), 11490 nucleotides long. The record is from RefSeq and is a predicted model, not a curated record. NCBI's taxonomy places the organism in Eukaryota, Metazoa, Arthropoda, Insecta, Diptera, Tephritidae.